CCGUGAACUUGUCAGCGUACAUGAAAACGGCUGUAAAAUGACCAAAGCGAGGUGGUAAUAAACCCAACGGCGACGACGAGUUAACGUGAAAUCCGAGUACUAAAUAAUGUCCAGGCUGGUGAAGAGAAUCUGCAGCAUGAUCAGUCCUCACAGCCAGCGGUAUGCAGCGGAAGAUCCGGAUAUCCCACAGAUCUAUGAAGGAGCCGGAAAUGGCCGGAAAUGCAACUCCCUGCCACGUCGUCGGCACAGUAAACGCUCGACUGCACAGAGAUCCAAUAGUGGUAGUGGUGGUGGUAAUCUCUGGAACCGAAUGGUAACCAGUGUCUUUGGUCCAGAGAAUGAUGCUGAGUUGGCUGAAGAUGGGAUCAGUGUUGGUGGUGCCAAAUUCUAUAUAGAUUCGGUUAAUGGUUCCUGCUAUGAGAUAUGCGGAGAAGGCGAAUACAUCAAGCAUCCCGUUCUGUACGAGCUCAGUCACAAAUAUGGCUUCACAGAGAAUCUGCCCGAGAGCUGUAUGUCCAUACGGCUGGAGGAGAUCAAGGAGGCCAUUCGACGCGAGAUCCGCAAGGAGCUGAAGAUCAAGGAGGGCGCCGAGAAGCUCCGUGAGGUGGCCAAGGAUCGGCGUUCCCUUAGCAAUGUGGCCGUUCUUGUGAAGAAGAGCAACAGCAAGCUGGCCGAGCUCAAGUCGGAGUUGCAGGAGCUGGAGAGUCAGAUCCUCCUCACCUCGGCCAACACGGCUGUCAACAGCAAUGGACAAGAAUCAAUUAUUGCCUGCACUGAUCCCAAUGGCGGUUUCCUGGUCAGCGGAGCUGUUGGAGGCCUUGGUGGUGGCGGUGGCGUUGGUGGCUCUACAACUCUCGAGGGCGGUGGACCGGCCACGGCCAAUGACAAAGUCCUUGCCUCAUUGGAAAAACAACUGCAGAUUGAAAUGAAGGUGAAAACUGGCGCAGAGAAUAUGAUCCAAUCGCUGGGCAUUGGCUGCGAUAAGAAACUACUGGCGGAGGCCCAUCAAAUGUUGGCCGAUUCAAAGGCCAAGAUCGAGUUCCUGCGUUUGCGGAUCAUCAAGGUGAAGCAGAACCGGGAGCAGGCCGAUCGGAUGAGGGCCACACGUCAAAUGAUGGAUGAGCAUGGCGGGAACAGUAGCAGUCAGCCGCAGAGUAUGGAAACAUCUCUCGAGGAGAGAAUUGAGGAGCUGCGUCAUAGGCUGAGGAUUGAGGCGGCUGUCGUGGAUGGAGCCAAGAAUGUUAUAAGAACGCUCCAAACAGCGAAUCGAGCACCGGACAAGAAGGCGUUACAGGAGGCCCAUGGACGCUUGUCGGAAUCAUCACGAAAAUUAGAUCUCUUGCGCCACUCCCUGGACUUGCGUCGCCAGGAGCUGCCCGUUGACUCUCCUGCCGCUCAGCAGCUCAAGACGGAGCUGCAGAUAUUCCAGCAAUCGACAUCGCCAGCUCCAGUCACCUACACCUCGCUGCAGUCGGGACAGGGAGGAAUAUUGGGUGGCAGACCCUAUCAGUCAGUGUCCUCGCUUGGACGCUGUGCCAGUGUCACCGGCAAGUUGGAAGUGCGUCUGAUGGGAUGCCAGGAUCUGCUGGAAGAUGUACCCGGACGCUCGCGAAGGGAUAAGGAUAACAACUCGAGUCCCGGGGAUUUGAGGAGUUUCGUCAAGGGUGUCACCUCGCGCAGCAGUUCGAAGAGCUAUUCGGUGAAGGAUGAGACCUCCAUCGAGAUCAUGGCAGCCAUCAAGCUGGACAACAUCACGGUGGGCCAGACCUCGUGGAAGCCGUGUUCGCAGCAGGCCUGGGAUCAGCGUUUCUCCAUCGAUCUAGAUCGAUCCCGUGAGCUGGAGAUUGGUGUCUAUUGGCGUGACUGGCGGUCGCUGUGUGCGGUGAAGGUGCUGCGCCUGGAGGAGUUCAUCGACGAUGUGCGACACGGCAUGGCCCUGCAGCUGGAGCCGCAGGGUCUGCUCUUUGCGGAGGUCAAGUUCUUGAACCCGAUGAUUUCCCAGAAGCCGAAGCUGCGACGCCAGCGCAUGAUCUUCAACAGGCAGCAGGCGAAGAAUAUCUCGCGGGCCAAGCAGAUGAACAUCAAUGUGGCCACCUGGGGACGUCUGCUCAAGAGGAAUGCUCCCAACCAUGUGCAUAUGGGUACGGGAUCUGCGAGCGGAGCUCCCAUUGGCACUGCCACGGGGUCACCCAUGGUGGUCAGUGGUUCCCGGGACUCGGAGUCACCGAUUUCACGAACUCCCUCGUCGGAUGCCCUGGUCGAACCGGAACCAUAUACACCGGGAGAGCAGGCCCAGAAUCUUGAAUUUGAUCCAGAUGCCGGUAUGCACGAGCAUGUGGAGACACCGGGUGAAUAUCCGGAUCCAGCGGCCAGCGGUUUGAGCGGCAUGCGUCCCCUGUCCAUGCAUAUGCAGGGUAUCAGUGUCUUGCCACCGGAGUCGCCUCCCGUCGGUGCUGGGCGACCCAACACCCUAAGCUUGCAGAUGCCGGGAGCUGGAAGCAAAGGAGGAGUUCCAGUCAUCCAGGGCGGACGCACUGCGGCACCCACAACGGCGCCACCACCACCACCUGUGCUCAAGUCCACCACCACUCCGAUUAUGGAUCAGGAGCUGCAGGAUGCCCUGCAUGAGUUCGACUUCCUGUCGGAUCUGGACUCGCGUCCCACCACCCUGCGCCGGCUGCUGAAGGAGCAGAACAUGUCGCUGGAUCCGGAGGCGCUGGAGAAUCUGCUGCUGCAGCAGCAGCUAACCGAGCAGCAGGCGCUCCAGGAGCGCCAGCGACAAGAGCAGCAGCGGUUGCAGCAGUUCCAAGAGGCCCAGCGCCAGGCUAUACUCGAGUUGUGUGAGAAGCAGCAGAGAGAUUUGGAGGAGAGUCAGUUCCAGCUAUCGACACCGCCGCCGCCACCCGCCUUAAUCAUCCGCCCAACGCCGCCUGCCAGCAAUCACCAGCAAAUCUUGCCAAGCUCCCGCCACAGCCACAGCCAAAGCCAAAGCCAAAGCCCAACCCACAACCAAUUUCAGGUGCAGCCACAGCCACACCCACUGCCACAUCCCGCCCAGAAACCCAAUGCCGAACCACCGUCCGCUGUGGAGCAGCAGCUCCACCGUCCCGUCCUGACCCUACCGCCUGUGGUGCUGCUGGGCGGCCGGGAGGAGGAAGUGCGCUCGGUGCCGCCAUCGCCGCUGGUCGAGUAUCCCGAGGACGAUGACGAGUAUCUGUACCGCGGUGGAGAAGGAGGAGGAGGAGGCAACGAUAACCAGGGCAGUCGGUUGCAUACCAGCCACAGUCACAACUCCACUGCCGGCGAUCGUUUCUGUGUGGAGGCCCGCAUUAGUCUUGUACAUAUAACCCUCGAACCGAUCAAUGCCAGCAGGACGACCAGUUGCCUGAUCGAGGAGGUGGCGGAGCCGGACCCACAGCCGGAGAUAAAGGCGGUGCAGCCCGCGAAAAAAGUGUUAUCUGAGGCCUGUGUCGAGAGUAUUCACCUCGAGACAGUUGAAAAGUUAGAGACAGAAGACCAAGAAGCGCAUCAGGUCAUCCCGCAGUUGGGAAAACUCUAUGUGGGCUCAGGCCAACAGCAGCAGCAGCAGUAUGCUCAGUCAUCGUCACCCAUCAUCCAAGAGCCACCCACACCCACUAUAUAUGCGUCAGCUGGUGCUCCACAAUUCCCGCAGCCCACGCAAAGGCAGGAGAAGCAGCAGCCGCAGCAGCAACCCAUCUAUGCCAAUCAGUAUGAGCUCAAUGUGGCCAAGGCGGCACAAGCUGCCACCUCAGCCAGCAGCAGCAACUCCAAUCAGCGCAGGAAUGUGGCCCGUGGCCUGCAGUAUUCCGGUGGAAUUGAGGUGGGACGCUCUGGAAAGCAGGCUCCCAAUGCUGGCAUGUUGUCGCUGGACAAUUUCCGCUUGCUGAGCGUCCUGGGACGCGGUCAUUUCGGCAAGGUGAUCCUGUCGCAGUUGCGCACCAACAACCAGUACUAUGCCAUUAAGGCGCUCAAGAAGGGCGACAUUAUAGCCCGCGAUGAGGUGGAAUCGCUGCUCAGCGAGAAGCGCAUCUUCGAGGUGGCCAAUGCCAUGCGUCAUCCCUUCUUAGUCAACCUGUACUCGUGCUUCCAGACCGAUCAACACGUCUGCUUCGUGAUGGAGUACGCUGCCGGCGGAGAUCUGAUGAUGCACAUCCACACAGAUGUCUUCUUGGAGCCGCGAGCUGUUUUCUAUGCCGCCUGUGUGGUUUUAGGCCUGCAGUAUCUGCACGAAAACAAGAUUAUCUACCGCGACUUGAAGCUGGACAACCUGCUGUUGGAUACGGAUGGUUAUGUAAAGAUUGCCGACUUUGGGUUGUGCAAGGAGGGCAUGGGCUUUGGCGAUCGCACGGGCACCUUCUGCGGCACACCCGAGUUCCUGGCACCAGAAGUGCUCACGGAAACAUCGUACACACGGGCAGUGGACUGGUGGGGACUCGGUGUGCUGAUCUUUGAGAUGUUGGUGGGCGAGUCUCCCUUCCCUGGCGACGAUGAGGAGGAGGUAUUCGAUUCAAUUGUCAACGAUGAGGUGCGCUAUCCGCGUUUCCUCUCACUCGAGGCCAUAGCCGUGAUGCGCAGGCUACUGCGAAAGAAUCCAGAGCGACGUCUGGGCUCCUCGGAACGUGAUGCGGAGGAUGUUAAGAAGCAGGCAUUCUUCCGUUCCAUUGUAUGGGAUGAUCUGCUACUGCGAAAGGUCAAGCCACCCUUUGUGCCCACUAUUAACCAUCUGGAGGAUGUCUCCAACUUUGACGAGGAGUUCACGUCAGAGAAGGCUCAGCUAACGCCGCCCAAGGAGCCACGCCAUCUGUCCGAGGACGAGCAGGUGCUCUUCCAGGACUUUUCAUACACGGCCGAAUGGUGUUGAUGAUGGCUUUUACAAUAUUAACCUUUGUGCUUUUACUUGUGUACCAAGUUUGGUUUCGCGUAAUUAUUUUACUUGGUUAAGUCGUCGGAUGCGAGUUCAAUAUUUAUAUGAGAAAAACAUACAGGACGUAUAUAUACACAUAUAUAUAUAUAUUUAUAACUAAUAACUAUAUAGAAAAUAUAAUGUAUUUAUGAGAGAGACCUGGCCGAGCAAGAAAGAGAAAGAGACCAAACCAAAUUACCUUUAUCGUACAUAGAGCAAGCGCAUUUGUCAAUCAUCAAUCAUAAACCACCUCCGAUAUCUGCCAGAUCAGAUCAUAACCAUCAUCCCUCCAUCCACACAGAGAGUAGAUUAUUCUUUAUUUUUCCUAAAAACGAGAGCGAGCCCGCAUUGAAUAUAGUCUGAGAAAGCCUAGGAAAGCCUUAUAUACGCAGCGUUGAACAUUUUUUGUAGGAUCCCCGAUCUGAAUAGAUUUUAUAGAGAGUUAUGUAUGGCCUUUAAAUAAGCAGAAAGCAUAUUUUCGUAGAGAGAUGACAUAUAAGGACAAGCAAAUUCAAGGAUAUAUUUUAUACAUGAACAUAUACAUAUAUAUUGCAUGCACACAUCCCAGGAAACGAGCUCAUUUUUACCCACAAAAUGAUACAAAUGAGAAAAGUGAAAAUCGAGCGAGAGAAAUAAAUAUUUAUAUUUACAGUUUUUUAUAUAAAUGUUAGCUCUGUAAAUUGCCUUGCGCUAUCAUCAACUCCCCAGCCCCAUUGCCCGAGUUGUGUUUUAAUUUUUAACGUAUGCAUAUACAUAUAUAUAUAUUUUUUAAACC
Messenger RNA from Drosophila serrata, 5699 nucleotides. RefSeq names its product serine/threonine-protein kinase N (gene Pkn). The record is from RefSeq and is a predicted model, not a curated record. Lineage: Eukaryota; Metazoa; Arthropoda; Insecta; Diptera; Drosophilidae. Gene Ontology annotation, molecular function: ATP binding; small GTPase binding; protein serine/threonine kinase activity. Gene Ontology annotation, biological process: protein phosphorylation; signal transduction.